AUGAAGGUAGAUAGCACCGGUCCGUGUCGUUGUCGAUGCCGUCUUUGCGUCCGGAUGUUAUAUUUUCUCAUCGUAUCCUUCUUUCUGGUGAAUUCAGAUACUGGGAUGGAUGCACCGCAAGUUCCGGCAGAAUGAUGCUUCCGAUGAUUCAUUCAGGGAUAUCGCUGCCGGUAACAUCCUCUCUCUCUCUUUCUCUCUCUCUCUCUCUCUUGUGUCUCUGUUUCUCUCUCAUAUCAAACUCUAUCUUUCCGUUCAUGUUCUUGUGAGGCUUCAGGAGAGAUCGGCCAGUUUCAACCAUCCGAUUCUUUUCGUACGUGCAAUCCACCGUUAGAUAUCUGUGGUACUCGUAAGCUUCUCGAUUAAGAGGAUUGCAGGCGUUGAACUCAUGAACCUAAAAAAUACAGGGCUUGUUACUUCAGGUCUCGCUUGAAAUUUGUACAACGCUGAUUGAGAUGCACCGCCUUUCAUGACUGCAGGCAACGGCCGCCCAACCAAGUGUCUCUCGGGGAGGCCAUCUCUGGAGGAGCUCCGUUCCCACACCUACCACCAACCCAAGACGCCGGCAAGGCCUUCUCUCCGCUCAUUGCAGGAUCACCGUCUCUUUGGAGAGGAUGAUCUCUGCGAUGUUUCGCCGGAAGAAGAUCAGCAGACCUCCAUGGACGACGUGCUCUUCCAGGGCCUUCUGGCCAUCGGCACCCUCGGGUCAGCCACUCCGACCUUCGGCGCGCCGACGCCGAAGUUCCUCCCAGACUCCGUUGACUCCAUCGUCGCCGAGAAGGAGCCGUCAGAGAGAGAACUGAAGGCCAUUAACGAGGAGUUGGAGAAGGUGCUGGUGCCGGAGCCUGGCGACACGAACGACAGGCUCUCCUCGGCAAGGCCAAGCCACGUUAGCCAGAAGCAUCUGCCGGCGGAGGUGUGCCCGCUCCAGGUUUACCUUUUCGGCUCCACCGUCGAGAUGGCGGAGACCUCUGAGUCAGCCGCGGAGAAGAAGGAACACCGGGUCUCUCUGGGAGAGUUGUUUAUGAAGAGCCGCGUGGCGGAGGAGGCCGCCGGAGGAGGAGGAGGCGGAGGAGGGAAGAAAGGGGAGGAGAGGGAGAGAUCUCCGGCAGGGAUGCACCUGAUGGUAAAGAAGAUGCUGAAGAGACGUUGCUCCAAAGUGGACGGUUCUUCAAAUCGCUCGACGUGGCCUACGUCUUCCACCGUCACCCACGCUGGAGACUCUGUCGCCGGCGAGACCAAGUUCCACAAGGUGAGGACUCUCCGCCAUGGUUCACCAGUUCCACCACUGCAAGCAAGGGCUGCCAAAAAUGGCCCUUUUUAUGUUACUGGUGGCCUGAUUCUAGAGAUCCCGAUGAGAUGGGUCUGCUAUCUUUAUAUGACUUCUUUUAUUUUCAUCUCUCUCUCUAUCUAUCUACAAAUUUCUAUCUCAUGAACAGGGGAUUUUUGUUGCGACGCAGAUCAUACAGAUGUUUCACAGGAAGGUCCAUCCAGAGGCGCCUUACAACAGCAAGAAGCAUGGAAAGUCUGGCAGGGACCUUCCUCACCCCGUCGCCGGGGGCGGCUGCGAGGCCAUGGCUGCCAACGCCAAGGGCCCCAAGAAAGACGGCAAUUCCAGCUGCUUCAAGUGUCAAUCUAAUCCUUCUCCGGCACCGGCUCCCCCUUCCACCUCCAGAAGCGACUCCAACGGCAAUCGAGAGCACUGGAUCAUGACCGAUGCGGAUUGUAAGUGAUCGACUCACCGAAAGCUCCAUCCCUCCGAGAUCUCUAAUUCCGCAGUCCUUGCAUCGCAUUCUAAUACUUUUCCAUGGCCUCUCAUGCUGUAGACCUGGUGCUGGAGUUGUAG
This is a messenger RNA of Spirodela intermedia, 1843 nucleotides long. The record is from the annotation of a GenBank genome assembly. NCBI's taxonomy places the organism in Eukaryota, Viridiplantae, Streptophyta, Magnoliopsida, Alismatales, Araceae.